CGCGGGAGGAUCAGCGCCAGACAAAUUGCUUGUUCAGGUCGAUAAGGUUUUUCAGUGUGAUGGGGUGGCUUGCAGGACAUCCAGAAUUUGAGUUGCAAGACCUCGCCGCGCCAAGUGUUCCGGGCUCCGGUCACCCUGAUCCACCGGCAUAGCAAAUCGCGAUGUGACAAAACAUCGUUUGUGGCACAGGAGGUCGGUUUCGGCUACAGUCUGAAUGAAUCACCACGAAUGCGGUCAAGGUCAGGAGUAUGGCCGUUGUACGUACCUAGGGUACCCAGCUUCCAAUUCACCUUGCGAAGUCCUGUGUCACCUACCGCCUCCGUCCUCCAUCAUCGUUGAUUUUUGUUUGGUGUGAAGAAUGUCUUCACGAACCAUGACGCCUGGCGAAGCCUGGAUCACUAGACUUUGCUCAAGUCUACACAUCUGCGUCGUUCAGGAAGUGGCCUUGGCUUUGAACAUCCCGAUGCUAAAAAUCGACUUCAACUCAAGUUUUAUUGAGAACGGCGGAGACUCUUUAUCAUCCCUCAAUCUCCAGUCUUCUUUGAGAAAUCUGGGAAUAUAUGUCACCUUCGAGACCAUUCUUACUGCCAAGAGUAUUCUGGAGCUGGUACAUUCUGUGACCUCCAGUCGACGCCAUGUUCCCAUUGAUGGAGGGCCCUGGGAGUAUCCCAAUCGAACGGGAAAUAAACGUCGCCCAUCAGUCUCUUCCACGUGCAUCGAUGUUCGGCAUCGCAAACGAAUUCGUAGGGCCUCCUCAUCUGCAAGUACCGGUGGCCAACAAUAUCCUAUGACGGAACUGCAGUUGGCCUUCAUACAUUCUAGGAUUUCAUACCCGGAGAGGAACGUAAUACUGUACCAAGAGGUACAUAAAACCGGCAACAUACCUGCCUUGAGGGAAGCUUGGAAAAAGGUGUUGAAGUCAGAACCAAUUUUUCGUAUGCGAUUUGAAAUCAAUGAGAGCGGAGGAUUCAUGAUCCAGGAAGAGAAUGCGAAAUUCGAUUGGGAAGAGAUCAUUGUCGACAGUACGGAAAUGCUAGAGCAGCAGACUGCAGGAAAUGCUGAUGACCUUGACGAGCAGGAUGGGCUUCUCCUCAAUCGCUUCAAAGUGGUCACUUUCCGUGAGCGAAGCUACGUCAUAUGGCGGGUACACCACGCCUUGAUUGACGGCCAUUCGCAGGCACUUUUGCAAGAGAAACUCCAGAAAGCGUUGACAGGUCAAAAAAUCGUUUCUGGGCCGUCAUUCGGAGAAUUUGCUCUACAACUCCGGGCAUUGCAAGAGCGAUGCAAAGACAUCGGGAAAUCGUACUGGUCGAAACAACAUCAGGAGCACCCAGCGGCAACAUCUGAGCUGUUGCUGCCAGCGCCAACCCCAUCUUCUAUAGACCGGUCGAAGCAUGUUCAGGAAUUUGUUCGCUUCAACAUCGAUCUGCCCGAACUUUCGCUCUUCUGCAAGCAUAUUGGCAUAACCCUUUCCUCAGUGUACUCGGCAGCCUGGGCGUUGACAAUCUCCCAGUUCAUGGAUUCGGACGAUGUGUCAUUCGGUUCGGCGCUUUGCGGAAGGACCCUUCCAAUCCCUGGGGCGGAAAGCAUCGUGGGACCUACUAUCAAUACGCUCCCUGUCUUUAUUCGUAUCGAUCGUACCGUGUCUGUCAUGGACUGGCUACGCUAUGUUUUGGAGCAGCUUGCACAGCUUACAUCCUUCCAAUGGACGACGUCGGAGCACGGCGUUUCCCGAAAGUUUAGCACAGCUCUGAAUGUACAACUGGCUCAUCCGGAAUUAUGUCGUACACAGUACGAUCCUAUUGAGCAUCCGCUGGGGAUUGUGCUUUCAGAUGUUCCUCUGCACGUCGACAUCGCCAGCAACGGAUCAAUCCAAAUCGGUUACCAUACUACCAGUUACUCCUCAGCACAGGUCGAAAUCAUCGCUGAAACAUUCCGAAAUGCUCUUCAAGUGCUCCAACGCCCUUCCGUGAGCAUGAGUGAAUGCCUUGGCAGGGUCCUUCCACGUACGCAGGCGACUAUGCUGAGCCGCUUUGGGAACUGGGAGGCUGCGACUACCCGUGAAGACUUUUACAACGAAGAUCUUGUAUCCUUGUUUACCAAAGCGGUCGCUGCUUGUCCGGAAGAGAUCGCCGUAUCACGCGGGUCACGUCAAUUGACGUAUCAGGAGCUGGAUCGGAAGUCCUCCAUUGUCUCUGAGCGUCUUCGGCAAUAUGUCCAUGAAGGGGAUGUUGUAUGUGUUCACGCAGACCGCUCCCUCGAAUGGAUAAUAGCCAUCUACGGCAUCCUUAAAGCCGAGGCUGUCUACUGUCCGUUUGCUGAAGAUAUGCCGUCGGCAGUCAGAGAUAUGAAUUUCCAGACGGCGAAGGCGAGGGUUUUCUUGACCCCGACCGAGAAUACAAAACAAGCUAAACCAGAGUCCUGCGAGGUUUGCUUAUCGGUAGAGGAGAUAUUCUCUGUUGGCGGCCCAUCUGCAGAGGCGGAGAGCCGUCUAACGACGAGCAGACGCCGGCCUAAUUCGCCAGCGUACCUUUGUUUUACGUCUGGCUCUACUGGGAAGCCCAAAGGUGUCCUUUGUCGACAUAGAGGUCUCGUGGCUUUUCAAAGCGAUCCUGAAGUCCGUCUGUUUUCACGACCAAAGCGCAAAAUCGCUCAAGUCAUGUCGCCUAAUUUCGAUGGCAGCAUUCAUGAGAUUUUCUCAGCCCUAAGCUACGGCGCUGAACUUGUUCUGAAGGACGCCUUCGAUCCUUUUGGUCACAUCAGAUCCGCCGACAGCGUGAUACUCACACCGUCUGUGGCGAAGGCGAUGAAUCCAGACGACUAUCCAAGGCUCGAAACCGUCUAUCUCGUCGGUGAAGCAGUUCCACAGAAGGUAUGCGACGAUUGGGCCUCGAAGAAGAUCCUGUACAACAUGUAUGGUCCUACCGAAGCAACAUGCGGCGCCACCAUCAAGAGACUGUACAAGGGGCAACCGGUAACGCUUGGAGUGCCCAAUGUUUCGACGAGAAUAUACAUUCUGAACAAGGAGAAGCGCCUUGUGCCCCCAGGAACUAUCGGGGAGAUAUAUCUAGCGGGAGUGCAAGUGGCACUGGGGUACGUCGGUCGGCCUGCUGAAACCAAGGCUCGAUUCUUAACAGAUACGAUUCUUCCUGCUACGUGCGAGUAUAUGUACCGGACUGGCGAUCGGGGUUUCUGGAGCGAAAGUGGUCAGCUGAUCUUCCUGGGGCGUAGUGAUCGUCAGAUCAAGCUUCGUGGUUUUCGGGUCGAUCUUGAUGAUCUAGAGAUUCGUAUGUUGGAGGCUGGUUGCCAAGUAAAAGCAGUAGCGGUUGCUGCCCAAGAUGAUCAUCUCAUUGCUCAGGUGCAACCGGCGGACAUUGACCUUGUGGCAUUCAAAGAGGCUCUCCGGAAACACAUUCCGCCCUACGCAAUGCCACGCCACAUAAGCGCAGUGGACGCAUUUCCAUUGACAGCAGUUGGAAAGCUGGACUAUAAGAAAGUGAUAAGCCAGGCGUCAAGCCCAGAAGAAUCGAAUUCGGAAGAGAGGCCGCUUGACCACACGGAGAGAAUCAUCGUUAUGGCUGUCAGAGAUAUCUUAGGCUUUCCAACGGAGGCAGACGUCAAUUUGGAUGCCAGUUUUGCAGAUCUGGGAGGACAUUCGAUCUUUUACCUCCAGCUUUCGCACCGGCUUGCCAAGAUUCUCAAACGCCCAGUUCCGCUGCAGCUCCUCCUCGAGACACCCUCACUGCGGGCGUUAUCAACUGCAUUGAGAUGCUCCGAUGCGAACGAUGACUUCCAUUACCGUGUGCCAUCCCAUCCACUUGGUGAACAUGGUGUGUCGCCCAUCGAAAAAGACUGGUGUGAGAAGCACCGUGUAGGCUCGUCUUCCUCCUUCAACGUCACGUUCGCCAGCCGCCUGGACGAGUCCGUGAAGAUUGGGAGAUUGAAAACAUCUUGGGACCACGUUUUGCGGCGUCAUCGCAUACUUAGCUCCACAUAUGAUCUGACAACGUCAACCAAGGCGUUGAUAUUCACAGGCCUUCGGCGCGAAUAUUUUCCAACACCUCCGACCGCUGAAAUCGUGCCCACGAUCGAUAUCGACCGCGAGAUUAACAUCGCCUUCGAUCUGCACAGAGAUUAUCUAAUCAAGGUGCUGAUAUCACCGAAAUGCAUGCUAGUGGUCAUUAGCCACAUUCUUUGCGAUUACACCACGCUGAAGCUACUUCUACAUGAAGUCGCUGAGACGUAUGAGGAUAGACCCUUGCCGGUGGUCCGGAAAGAAUAUUCUCAGGUACAGGUUCCCAUACGACCCUCUCCUGGUAAACUCGCCUUUUGGGCCAAUUAUCUGUCUGGAGCCGAACAAUCGCUUGACUUGGGGUUUUGCAGUAAGCCUCGUGCAACAUGGGCGGGAACAUCUCGAUUUGGCAAAAUACCGAUGAAUACUCACCGUCUCCUGCGUACUUUUGCCACGCGUCACCAAGUGACCAUGCACCAGGUCGCCCUCGGUGCCGUGGCCAUGGCAUUCACCCACCACGCCAAGAUUUGCGAUAUCACAUUAGGAGCGCCGUAUUUGAACCGCCAUUCGGAAGAGGAGCAGAAUGUCGUCGGUCUGUUCCUGGAACCUUUGCCCGUAAGGAUAUAUCAUGACCCGACAGGCAGCGGCACUUUCAUUCAAUCGGUGAAGACCGCGAGCAGAGCGGCCCUCUCGAAUGCUGUACCCUGGCAUCACCUGUUGUCGCACCUCGGGAUCAAUCCAGCGUUCCCCAAUCAUCCCAUCUUCGAAGUGAUGGUCACGUUUCACGACGUACACGACAGCGUCGAAUUCACGCUCCCGGGCUCGAAACCAAUUGAAACGUGGGCGCAAGGGGCCAAAUUCAAGCUGAUGGCUGAAUUCACAGCAAGGAGUGACGGGGCUUUGUCUUUGAGGCUGGAGUAUAGCACUGAGUGCUUCAAUGAAGAUGAGAUCAGAAAAGUCGAGAGACUGAUCAGGUUGGCUUUGACCGGUUUGGCAGCAAAUGAGGGUUUUGAUGAUGUUCGGAUGCGGUUGAGGAACGCAGCCUGACGACAGAGAGCGUGAUCAAAGAUGAUUAUGUAAUGACCAUUAUGUAAUGUUGGCCAAGCUUGCCGCCACUGUCAAAUUAUCUGCUUAAGAACACAAGAUCGGGGGACCACUCAGGUAUGCUAUAAACAUGGGUAUAAAGUAGCGAGACGGUUUUUCGUCUCGAUUUUGUUCGUUGUCACCCUUCUUGACAGAUUAAUCGUGUCGAUUGUUUGCUACUGCUUGUCCUUCACCGUCUCCAGCUCAACCACGCCUUGCAAUGCGGCCAGCAAGCUCGGUCAAUCGUAACUCCAAAUCCACGAAACACUGCUCCCUUGACCUGCCUUGCGGCGUUCCAGACUGAGAGCUUGGCGUACCUCCUUUAGCACCAUUUGCGAUCUCCACGCCUUCUGCUCCUCAGCAUCAAUCCCGAAGUCUCCAAGUCCGAGUCCAGGA
Molecule: messenger RNA, 5491 nt
Organism: Westerdykella ornata
Lineage: Eukaryota; Fungi; Ascomycota; Dothideomycetes; Pleosporales; Sporormiaceae
Product: acetyl-CoA synthetase-like protein
Exons: 2
Coding region: 359-5059 (1566 amino acids)
Biological process (GO): secondary metabolite biosynthetic process; amino acid activation for nonribosomal peptide biosynthetic process
Cellular component (GO): cytoplasm
Molecular function (GO): catalytic activity; phosphopantetheine binding
Source: RefSeq, a predicted model, not a curated record